Molecule: messenger RNA, 543 nt
Organism: Neltuma alba
Lineage: Eukaryota; Viridiplantae; Streptophyta; Magnoliopsida; Fabales; Fabaceae
Exons: 3
Coding region: 12-329 (105 amino acids)
Source: RefSeq, a predicted model, not a curated record
UUGAUGCCAAUAUGAAUCCAAUUGGUGAAGAGAAGGACAGAUUCAUUAGCUAUAUAGGCUCCGUUGCCCGAAGCAAAGUUAAUAUUCUAUGGCCUAAUUGGAAGUCAAUUUCUAAGGAGACGAAGGAUAGGAUUUGGGAAUAUAUUUUGCAAACGUAUGACAUCCCUCGUACUGAGCAAAUGAAAAAGCAUUUGUUGCAGCAAGUUCGUCAGCGCUGGAAAGAUUUUAAGCACACACUCACGAGCCAGUAUGUGCGAGGGCCUAAGAAAGAUGAUGAUCCGUGCGAAAAAUACUCCUUCCUUGAUCCAGAUGAUUGGAGGAGGAAUUAAGUGCGAUGAAUAAAGAAAGGCAAGCUAAAAAUUUAUAUCCGCACUAUUUAUCCCGUGGAGGUUACAAGAUGCUUGAGGAGAGGAUCAUGCAGAAUGACUUUAAGGCGAUGCAGGAAGCUGCAAAAUCUGAUCCUAGUAUCGUUGUUCAGACCCCACCUCCUCCUCCACGUCAUAGAAAAUGGAAGGAAGCAAGGAUGAAGAAGGGUCAAUAUAU